Ilex paraguariensis (yerba mate) is the source of this 1983-nucleotide messenger RNA. The record is from the annotation of a GenBank genome assembly. Lineage: Eukaryota; Viridiplantae; Streptophyta; Magnoliopsida; Aquifoliales; Aquifoliaceae.
AUGGAGGAUAUAGAAGAUUUAUUGGUGGGGAGUGGCGGGGCACCACCUGGGUUUCGGUUGCCCUUGGCGGCGCCAGGCGUUGGAGUCAAUCCCAAGCAGAAGAAGCCAGUCCGAGACUCUCUCACUUCCCCUUAUUAUUCCAAAAUCCCUGGCACCCAGACAAUUUAUAUGAAGACUUUUGGAUGUUCUCAUAAUCAGAGUGACAGCGAAUAUAUGGCAGGUCAACUUUCAGCAUUUGGUUAUGCUCUGAGUGACAUUCCAGAGGAGGCAGACCUGUGGCUGAUAAAUACCUGCACAGUUAAGUCCCCAAGUCAGUCUGCCAUGGACACUCUGAUAUCGAAGUGUAAAAUUGCAAAAAAGCCCCUGGUGGUAGCAGGUUGUGUGCCUCAAGGAAGUCGAGAUCUGAAAGAGCUAGAAGGGGUCAGUAUAGUUGGAGUCCAGCAAAUUGAUCGUGUGGUAGAAGUUGUAGAAGAGACUUUAAAAGGUCACGAGGUGCGGCUUUUAACCCGCAAGACAUUGCCGGCACUUGAUCUUCCAAAGGUGAGAAAGAACAAGUUUGUUGAGAUUCUUCCAAUUAAUGUUGGUUGUUUAGGUGCUUGCACAUAUUGCAAAACGAAGCAUGCUCGCGGUCAUCUAGGAAGCUAUACAGUUGACAGCCUUGUUGGGCGUGUCAGAAAUGUCAUAGCUGAUGGAGUGAAGGAGAUUUGGUUGAGUAGUGAAGACACCGGAGCUUAUGGUGAAACUGAUGAAGAUUUUGCUCAAACAGUGAACCUUGUCAAAGAGUACAAGUUUCCUCAAGUUCAUAUAUCACAAUUCUAUCCCCGACCUGAAUGGGGUGUCCGAAACAAAGAAUCGACACCUGGUGGAGUUGUGCAGGGCUGGGCCAUGCUAAAGGCCAAGGGAGUUCCAAAUCUUUCUUUGAGCAAUAGCGCGAGACAAAGCUUCCUUGGUAAUUCAGCCCUCAAAACGAACCAAAAUAGGCUAUACUACGUCACACCUCUUGUGCUUGAUGAACUAUGUGGACUGUUUCUGAUGUACAGUCUGUUCCUGAGUUUCUUUCAAAAUCCAGGUACCCCUGCUGCAAGGAUGAAAAAAGUCCCAAGUACUGUAGUAAAGAAUCGGAGCCGUGAAUUGACUGCUGUUUUUGAGUCUUUCACCCCGUAUCAUGGAAUGGAAGGCAAAGUAGAGAGAGUAUGGAUUACUGAAAUUGCAACUGAUGGAAUUCACUUGCUGUUCCUGAGUUUCUUUCAAAAUCCAGGUACCCCUGCUGCAAGGAUGAAAAAAGUCCCAAGUACUGUAGUAAAGAAUCGGAGCCGUGAAUUGACUGCUGUUUUUGAGUCUUUCACCCCGUAUCAUGGAAUGGAAGGCAAAGUAGAGAGAGUAUGGAUUACUGAAAUUGCAACUGAUGGAAUUCACUUGGUGGGUCACACAAAGGGAUACAUCCAAGUUCUCAUAAUUGCUCCAAAUAGCAUGCUGGGGACUUCAGUUGUUGUGAAGAUAACAUCUGUAGGAAGGUGGUCAGUUUUCGGGGAAGUCAUGGAGACUCUCAACCAAAGGGAUGAGGAUACGAGUUCAAGUGGGAGAAUGGGUGGUGAUGACAAUUGUUCUCCCUGCUUCAACCUCGAUGAGCCCUGUGCAUGUUCAAGGGAGCCUGAAUCUUGUGCUUGUGAACUGAAUAGUUGCUGUGGACAAAAGCCAUUGGAUGAAAGAACGGUUCCAGUUCCGAAGAAUGACUCGCUGCCAGCAGAUCAAAUUAGCCGAAAUCUCAUAGGGUGGUUAAUAAGGAAGCGGAAGAACCAUUACCAAAAGACGCAGGAAAAUGGAUUUGUGUUGGAAUCUAAACAAAAGCAAGACCAGGCCCUAGGCAGCAUACUUGAGUGGAGUCGUGUGGACACUCUACUUUUGGGUGGAAUACUUGUAAGCUUGUUGACAAUUGUGGCUCUGCUUUCAUAUCUGCAAUCUUGGAAUCUAUCAUCAGAAUGA